This is a messenger RNA of Spinacia oleracea (spinach), 779 nucleotides long. Its product is annotated as histone H2A. The record is from RefSeq and is a predicted model, not a curated record. Lineage: Eukaryota; Viridiplantae; Streptophyta; Magnoliopsida; Caryophyllales; Amaranthaceae. Bases 103 to 561 code for a protein of 152 amino acids. Gene Ontology annotation, molecular function: DNA binding; protein heterodimerization activity; structural constituent of chromatin. Gene Ontology annotation, cellular component: nucleosome. The transcript is spliced from 2 exons.
AAACUUCCAUCUCACUUCAAAAUCUUCAUUAUCUCUCUCUCUCCUCUAUAACUCUCAACUUUCUCUCACUAGAAGUUUCUCAAAAAUCUCCAAAUCUAGAAAAUGGAUUCAGCAGCAGGAGGAAAGGGUAAGAAGGGAGCAGCAGGAAGGAAGGGCGGAGGCCCCAAGAAGAAGUCGGUUACUCGCUCCGUCAAAGCUGGGUUACAGUUUCCAGUCGGAAGAAUUGGGCGUUUCUUAAAGAAGGGUCGUUAUGCUCAGCGUGUUGGUUCUGGUGCUCCUGUUUACCUAGCCGCUGUUCUUGAGUACCUUGCUGCUGAGGUAUUGGAAUUGGCUGGAAAUGCUGCAAGGGACAACAAGAAGUCAAGGAUAAUCCCAAGGCACGUUCUUCUAGCAGUAAGGAACGAUGAUGAGCUCGGAAAAUUGCUAGCAGGAGUUACAAUUGCUCAUGGAGGAGUCCUACCAAACAUCAACCCAAUAUUGUUGCCAAAGAAGACAGCAGAAAAGGCUCCCAAGGAAGCCAAGCCUUCGACCAAGGCUGCCAAAUCCCCUAAGAAAGCAUAGGAUGUUUAUCGUUUCUGGUCCAAGUUAGAAAGAUGGAUGGUUUGUUGGGUUUUGAUUUACUGCAUUUUGUAUCUACUGUUAGUACGAGUUCUAGUUAGGGUUUUUAAUGAAAUAGGAAGGUUGUAUUAGUAAUGGGUUGAAUAGGAAUUGGAUCAAUAUCUGAUUGGUCUAUUUUCUGUAAUCAUAUGGUUAUUAAUCAAAAAUAUUUAUUUCUCCUA